Molecule: messenger RNA, 501 nt
Organism: Adineta steineri
Lineage: Eukaryota; Metazoa; Rotifera; Eurotatoria; Adinetida; Adinetidae
Source: the annotation of a GenBank genome assembly
AUGACAAGUCAUUUUUUUGAUAGUUCAUCUCUUGAAAAUUUAGUUCAUAUUGAAUUAGUUUUUCCUAUUAAACAAAUAACAGAAUUAUCAAUAAUUCAUAUACAAUGUAGUGAAUUCAAUCUUUUAUUAAAACAACCAUUUAGAAUCGAAAAAAAUUGGUUGAAAACAAAUUUAACACUAUAUAUUCAUUUUUUUCCUGUUAAAUUUUUUAUUAAAUUUCAUAAAAUUUCUUUACAUUCAUCUGCUUUUUUAACGUUAUAUUUUCGACGAACAACAUUAUCACAUAAAGUCAAUCGUGGUGAUACAACAUCAUUUUAUGAUGAUCCAUCAUAUUGUCAAUUCUUAUGCCAUAAAAAUUCAAAUAUGUCUUCUUAUUUUCAAAUGCAAAAUUCACUUCAUCAUAUUCAUCCAAAGAAAAUAUCAACAUUAUAUUGUCAAUCAAAACGAUUUGCACCAACAAUACUUUUAUAUUAUGAUGGUUCAGAUAUAAUUCUUAAAUGA